Messenger RNA from Lathyrus sativus (Indian pea), 2172 nucleotides. The record is from the annotation of a GenBank genome assembly. NCBI's taxonomy places the organism in Eukaryota, Viridiplantae, Streptophyta, Magnoliopsida, Fabales, Fabaceae.
AUGACGGAGGAGAUGGAAGAGCAACCCAAAAUCCAGCGACUCAGUGAGUCGGUGGUUAACAGAAUCGCUGCCGGCGAGGUCAUUCAGCGUCCCGUCUCCGCAGUCAAGGAGCUCGUCGAGAACAGCCUUGACGCCGGAUCCACUUCCAUAAACCUUUCCAUCAAAGACGGCGGCCUCAAACUCAUCCAAGUCUCCGACGACGGUCACGGCAUCCGAUAUGAGGAUCUUCCGAUAUUAUGCGAGCGACACACGACCUCCAAGUUGUCUGCGUUUGAGGACUUGCAGAGCAUCAAGUCGAUGGGGUUUAGGGGAGAAGCCCUCGCUAGUAUGACCUAUGUUGCUCAUGUAACCGUUACUACCAUUACCAAAGGUCAAUUGCAUGGUUACAGAGUAUCCUAUAGAGAUGGUGUCAUGGAGCAUGAACCUAGACCCUGUGCUGCUGUAAAAGGAACUCAAAUAAUGGUUGAGAAUCUAUUCUAUAACAUGUCCGCAAGGAAGAAGACACUACAAAAUUCUUCGGAUGAUUACUCAAAGAUAGUAGAUGUUGUCAGUCGGUUUGCGAUUCAUCAUACUAAUGUCAGUUUCUCUUGCAGAAAGCACGGAGCUGUUAAAGCAGAUGUUCACACCAUGGCCACAUCUUCAAGGCUUGAUUCCAUCAGAACAGUUUAUGGGGUCUCAGCUGCUCGCAAUCUGGUUGAUAUUGAAGCUUCAGACAAUGAUCCGUCUUCUUCAGUUUUUGAGAUGAAUGGUUACGUGUCUAAUGCUAACUAUGCUGCCAAGAAAAUCACUAUGGUGCUUUUCAUCAAUGAUAGAUUGGUUGAGUGGUCUGCGUUGAAGCGAGCUAUAGAAAUUGUUUAUGCAGCAACACUGCCUAAAGCAUCUAAGCCUUUUAUAUAUAUUUCAAUUGUUUUACCACCUGAGAAUAUUGAUGUCAAUGUGCAUCCAACAAAGAGAGAGGUGAGCCUCUUAAAUCAGGAAGUUAUCAUUGAUAAGAUACAAUCGGUGAUUGAAUCAACAUUGAGAAGUUCCAAUGAAGCACGGACAUUUCAAGAUCAAACAGCUGGACAAUCUUCUAUUUCUCAUAUUAAUAAGAGCAAGGAGGAUAAUCUCAGCCCUACCCCACCGGGCUCAAGAGCACCGAAAGUGCCAGUGAAUAAAUUCAUUAGAACAGAUUCAUUAGAUCCUGCAGGAAGAUUACACGCCUAUAUGCAAGUUAGGCCUAGUGGACAACUAGAAAAGAAUGUUACGUUGAGUGCAGUAAGGUCCUCAGUUAGACAAAGAAGGAGUCUAAAAGAUUCUAUAGAACUCACUAGCGUAGAAGAGCUUCUUGAAGAGAUCAAUAAGACCUAUGACCCUGGAAUGUUGGACAUUGUAAAGCACUGCACAUAUGUUGGAAUGGCAGAUGAUGUUUUUGCUUUGCUUCAGCAUAAAACUCAUCUUUAUCUUGCAAAUGUUGUAAACUUGAGCAAAGAGCUUAUGUAUCAGCAAGUUUUGAGCCGUUUUGGUCAUUUCAAUGCCAUCCAGCUUAGUGAUCCAGCCCCCGUGAAAGACUUGAUUAUAUUGGCACUGAAGGAAGAGGAUUUAGAUUCAGAAAGUAAUGACGAUGACACAUUUAAAGAGAAGAUUGCAGAAAUGAACACAGAUAUGCUGAAACAAAAGGCUGCAAUGCUGGAGGAGUAUUUCAGCAUUAAUAUUGAUGAUCAUGGAAAUAUCUGUAGACUUCCUGUGAUACUUGAUCAGUAUACUCCUGACAUGGAUCGCAUCCCUGAGUUUGUGCUUAGUUUAGGCAAUGAUGUUGAUUGGGAAGAUGAAAGGAACUGCAUUCAGGCAGUCUCAGCUGCUCUAGGAAGUUUCUAUGCUAUGCAUCCACCGUUGUUGCCCAAUCCAUCUGGCGAGGGAAUGCUUUUCUACAAGAAGAGGAAACUGUUCGACGGUUGUUCCCUCGAGAAUAUCUGUGAUAAUACUGAGAAUGAUGUUAUCGACAACAAUGUCGAACAAGAACUGCUUUCUGAAGCUGAGACAGCAUGGGCCCAGCGUGAAUGGUCAGUACAACACGUGCUUUUUCCAUCCUUGAGACUUUUUUUCAAACCACCUGCGUCUAUGGCUACUAAUGGAACAUUUGUUAAGGUUGCUUCAUUGGAAAAGCUAUACAAGAUUUUUGAAAGAUGCUAG